CAACCACUUAUUUUGAAUGGACUUCACUGCCCUCGUACUCACGGACCCGACCAAUUUCCUCAGCACCCCCCUCUUAUUAAUGGAUCUGACCAACUUCCUCAAAUUGCUAAGAUAAACAAUAUUGAUGAUAUAAAUAAUAUUCCACCUGCUAAUCAGCAUAUUCAAUACCCUAAUACCAUCAUCCAAAUCAAUAAUAACCUCCAAAGACAACAAUCAUUCACGUCUCAAGCUUCAAAUACAGCUGAUCAGCGCUUACAAGACUUUAGAAAUUGUAAUUGUCAA
Messenger RNA from Racocetra fulgida, 282 nucleotides. Lineage: Eukaryota; Fungi; Glomeromycota; Glomeromycetes; Diversisporales; Gigasporaceae. The record is from the annotation of a GenBank genome assembly.